UAUCAUUAAGAUGUUCAUGGGCUCCAUGUUCAACGUAGUAGGAUCCUGUGUGGUUAUACUGAUCGCUACUCCGCUGGUGGCUAUUAUCAUACCUCCCCUGGGAAUACUCUACUUCUUUGUCCAGGUUGGUCGCUGAGGGGGGAGGGAGGUAGGGAGAGAGAGAGAGAGAGAGGGAGGGAGAGAGAGAGAGAGAGGGAGGAGGGAGGAGGAGGGAGGGAGGGAGAGAUGCAUACCACUUUUCCUGUUUUCCUACUCACUGUGCUUUUAUAUCCCUCCCUCCAUUCCAUCCCUCCCUCCAUUCCAUCCCUCCCUCCCUCCAUUCCAUCCCUCCCUCCCUCCAUUCCAUCCCUCCCUCCCUCCAUUCCAUCCCUCCCUCCAUUCCAUCCCUCCCUCCCUCCAUUCCAUCCCUCCCUCCCUCCAUUCCAUCCCUCCCUCCCAUUCCAUCCCUCCCUCCCCUCCCUCCAUUCCCAUCCCUCCCUCCAUUCCAUCCCUCCCUCCCUCAUUCCAUCCCUCCCUCCCUCCAUUCCAUCCCUCCCUCCCUCCAUUCCAUCCCUCCCUCCAUUCCAUCCCUCCCUCCAUUCCAUCCCUCCCUCCCUCCCUCCAUUCCAUCCCUCCCUCCAUCCAUCCCUCCCUCCCUCCAUUCCAUCCCUCCCUCCAUUCCAUCCCUCCCUCCCUCCAUUCCAUCCCUCCCUCCAUUCCAUCCCUCCCUCCAUUCCAUCCCUCCCUCCCCACAGCGUUUCUACGUGGCGUCGUCUCGUCAGUUGAAGCGUCUGGAGUCAGUCAGUCGUUCCCCGGUCUACACACACUUCAACGAGACGUUGCUAGGGACCAGCGUCAUCAGAGCCUUUGGGGAGCAGGAACGCUUCAUCAGGGAGAGCGAUGGUCGAGUUGACCACAACCAGAAAGCAUACUACCCCAGCAUCGUAGCCAACCGGUGAGGAGCGUGGCCAUCACAUGCACACACACACACCCCUACACAUUUAUUGGUUAAAUCAAUAAGUCAUUUUGAGAUAUAAUUUUUAUUUAAUUUUUUAUAUCCGUACUAAUGAGACCUGGUCAACAUUUAUAGCAGGUAUUAUUAACAUUCAACUGUCCACCUUUUCUUUCACAUGAAACAGUAUGUGUUUAUAAUCUGUGUUGUUGGUGGCUGGCGGUGCGUCUGGAGUUUGUAGGGAACUGUAUCGUAAUGUUUCUAAUAUCUCUCUGUGUUGUAGGUGGCUGGCGGUGCGUCUGGAGUUUGUAGGGAACUGUAUCGUAAUGUUUCUAAUAUCUCUCUGUGUUGUUGGUGGCUGGCGGUGCGUUCUGGAGUUUGUAGGGAACUGUAUCGUAAUGUUUCUAAUAUCUCUCUGUGUUGUUGGUGGCUGGCGGUGCGUCUGGAGUUUGUAGGGAACUGUAUCGUAAUGUUUCUAAUAUCUCUCUGUGUUGUAGGUGGCUGGCGGUGCGUCUGGAGUUUGUAGGGAACUGUAUCGUAAUGUUUGCUGCUCUGUUUGCUGUGAUGGCUAGAGAGAGCCUCAGCCCUGGGAUCAUGGGCCUGUCCAUCUCAUACGCACUACAGGUCAGUAAUGCGUUUAUGUGUGUGUGUGUGGACAGGGGGUGACUGUGUGAACGGACACUGGAACCCUAGGACUCUGUUUCAUUACAAAAACAGAAGAGUUACCUUCAUUCUUUGGUUUAGUUUCACAGCCAGUUACCCUCAAGAACACAGGCAGUGGAUGAAUAAUGAUCUUCAUGUUAAAGAUGAACCUUGUGUUUUUGGGAAACUCACCCCCAGGUUGUUUAACCUUGUCAGUCCCGAGACCUCAGCAAAAAUCGGCUUUUCAUUGAUCUCUUUCAUUUAUCUGCAGUCCUUAUAUUUCGCCUCACAAUGAGGUGUUUUACCAUUUUCUUUUCAGGACAACAAGUAGAACACUAAACAAUUUAACAUAAACAGUUGCAUUCAUGAGGUCCGUCAAAGCAAAAACCUGAUCAAAAUGAAUUUAUAUGAGUGCUGUUAGUACAGAACAUGUUUGGUCAGUGGGAAAUUAAUGUCCAACUAGUCAGUGACCACUGUGUGGAGUUUGUGACAGCAACUAUUUGAGCUUAUUAUAGACACUAUGUCCUGGGAUUUCAAUGAUCUUCUAUGUAGAAGAACCCCUUACCUUCUAACGACUAUUGUGUAGCCUUUCAUAGAUAGCUUUUAAUAGUUUGUAGCUCAAACCAUUCUGACUCUACAGACGUUUUUGUAAAAAGACCCGGCCCUUCAGGAUCCGCCCUUGUCUCACAAACACCGUUCUAGCUCCGCCCCUGUUAAUCACACAGACUAAUGAUUUGUACCAAAGAAUGUAGAAGAAAUAGAUGAAUUCAAUGGUACAACCCAGAAGUCUCAAACACACAAUGUUUAAAACGGGUUAGACGUCCAAAUCACGCCAGCGUCGCAGUGGUACUCAUUGGGUUAAUGAUGUGGUCAAGCCAGUUUCUAAUGGUCUCUCUCUAAUUUCCUCUGUCUCUCUCUCUCUCUCUCUCCUCUCUCGCUCUCUCUAAUUCCCUCUCUCGCUGUCUCUCUCCAAUUCCCUCUCUCUGAAUCCCUCUGUCUGUCUCUCUCUCGCUCUCUCCUCUCUGCCUCAUUCUCUCUCCGCCUCUCUCUCUGCCUCUCUCUCUCUCUCUCUCUCUGCCUCUCUGCCCCUCUCUCUCUCUGUCUCUCUGCCCCUCUCUCUCUCUCUCUCUCUGCCCCUCUCUCUGUCUCUCUGCCCCUCUCUCUCUCUUGCCCCCCUCUUCUCUGUCUCUCUGCCCCUCUCUCUCUUCUCUGCCCCCUGCCCCUUCUCUGUCUCUCUGCCCCUCUCUCUGCCCCUCUCUAUGUCUCUCUGCCCCUCUCUCUGUCUCUCUGCCCCUCUCUCUGUCUCUCUGCCCCUCUCUCUGUCUCUCUGCCCCUCUCUCUGUCUCUCUGCCCCCCCCCUCUCUCUCUCUCUCUCUCUCUCUCUCUGCCCCUCUCUGUCUCUCUUUCUCUCUGUCUCUGUCUCUGUCUCUCUCUCUCUCUGUCUCUCUGUCUUUGUCUCUGUGUCUCUGUCUCUGUCUCUGUCUCUCCGUCUCUUUCUCUGUCUCUGUCUCUCUGUCUCUUUCUCUGUCCUCUCUCUCUCUCUCUCUCUCUCUCUCUCUCUCUCUCUCUCUCUGUCUCUCCUCUCUCUGUCUUUCUCUCUGUCUCUCUCUCUGUCUUUCUCUCUCUCUCUGUCUCUGUCUCUGUGUCCUGUAGCUGACAGCCUCUCUGACCUGGCUAGUGAGGAUGUCUUCAGAUCUGGAAACCAACAUCGUGGCCGUGGAGAGAGUCAAGGAGUACGAAGACACAGAGAAAGAGGUACGUGACUGUGACUCUGAAUAUCUAUACUAUAUAUAUAUACGUGACUCUGUAUAACUAUACUAUACUAUAUAUAUACGUGACUGUAUAUAACUAUACUAUAUAUAUAUGUGACUGACUGUAUAACUAUACUAUACUAAAUAAGUCGGAAGUUUACAUACACUUAGGUUGGAGUCAUUAAAACUCGUUUUUCAACGACUCCACAAAUUUCUUGUUAACAAACUAUAGUUUUGGCAAGUCAGUUAGGACAUCUACUUUGUACAUGACACAAGUAAUUUUUCCAACAAUUGUUUACAGACAGAUUAUUUUACUUAUAAUUCACUGUAUCACAAUUCCUGUGGGUCAGAAGUUUACAUACACUAAGUUGACUGUGCCUUUAAACAGCUUGGAAAAUUCCAGAAAAUGAUGUCAUGGCUUUAGAAGCUUCUGAUAGGCUAAUUGACAUCAUUUGAGUCAAUUGGCGGUGUACCUGUGGAUGUAUUUCAAGGCCUACCUUCAAACUAAGUGCCUUUUUGCUUGACAACAUGGGAAAAUCAAAAGAAAUCAGCCAAGUUGUAGUUGUUUUUUUUACACCUCCACAAGUCUGCUUCAUCCUUGGGAGCAAUUUUCAAAUGCCCUGAAGGUACCACGUUCACCUGUACAAACAAUAGUACGCAAGUAUAAACACCAUGGGACAACGCAGUCGUCAUACCGCUCAGGAAAGAGACGCGUUCUGUCUCCUAGAGAUGAAUGUACUUUGGUGCGGAAAGUGCAAAUCAAUCCCAGAACAACAGCAAAGGACCGUGUGAAGAUGCUGGAGGAAACAGGUACAAAAGUAUCUAUAUCCACAGUAAAACGAGUCCUAUAUCAACAUAACCUGAAAGGACGCUCAGCAAGGAAGAAGCCACUGCUCCAAAACCGCCAUAAAAAAGCCAGACUACAGUUUGCAACUGCACAUGGGGACAAAGAUCGUACUUUUAGGAGAAAUGUCCUCUGGUCUGAUGAAACAAAAAUAGAACUGUUUGGCCAUAAAGACCAUUGUUAUGUUUGGAGGAAAAAGGGGGUAGCUUGCAAGCCGAAGAACACCAUCCCAACCGUGAAGCACGGGGGUGGCAGCAUCAUGCUGUGGGGGUGCUUUGCUGCAGGAGGGACUGGUGCACUUCACAAAAUAGAUGGCAUCAUGAGGAAGGAAAAUGAUGUGGAUAUAUUGAAGAAACAUCUCAAGACAUUAGUCAGGAAGUUAAAGCUUGGUCGCAAAUGGGUCUUCCAAAUAGAUAAUGACCCCAACCAUACUUUCAAAGUUGUGGCAAAAUGGCUUAAGGACAACAAAGUCAAGGUAUUGGAGUGGCCAUCACAAAGCCCUGACCUCAAUCCUAUAGAAAAUUUGUGGGCAGAACUGAAAAAGCGUGUGCGAGCAAGGAGGCCUACAAACCUGACUCUGUCAGGAGGAAUGGGCCAAAAUUCACCCAACUUAUUGUGGGAAGCUUGUGGAAGGCUACCCGAAAUGUUUGACCCAAGUUAAACAAUUUUAAAGGCAAUGCUACCAAAUACUAAUUGAGUGUAUGUAAACUUCUGACCCACUGGGAAUGUGAUGAAAGAAAUGAAAGCUGAAAUAAAUCAUUCUCUCUACUAUUAUGCUGACAUUUCACAUUCUUAAAAUAAAGUGGUGAUUCUAACUGACCUAAGACAGGGAAUUUUUACUAGGAUUAAAUGUCAGGAAUACAUUGUUUACUGAGUUUAAAUGUAUUUGGCUAAGGUGUAUGUAAACUUCUGACUUCAACUGUAUAUACGUGACUGUGACUGUAUAUAACUAUACUAUACUAUAUACAGUGGGGGAAGAGUGAAGGAAAGGCAGCCAACAAGUGAGCAUACAGUGGGGAAAAAAGUAUUUAGUCAGCCACCAAUUGUGCAAGUUCUCCCACUUAAAAAGAUGAGAGAGGCCUGUAAUUUUCAUCAUAGGUACACGUCAGCUAUGACAGACAAAAUGAGAUUUUUUUUUCCAGAAAAUCACAUUGUAGGAUUCUUUAUGAAUUUAUUUGCAAAUUAUGGUGGAAAAUAAGUAUUUGGUCAAUAACAAAAGUUUCUCAAUACUUUGUUAUAUACCCUUUGUUGGCAAUGACACAGGUCAAACGUUUUCUGUAAGUCUUCACAAGGUUUUCACACACUGUUGCUGGUAUUUUGGCCCAUUCCUCCAUGCAGAUCUCCUCUAGAGCAGUGAUGUUUUGGGUCUGUCGCUGGGCAACACGGACUUUCAACUCCCUCCAAAGUUUUCUAUGGGGUUGAGAUCUGGAGACUGGCUAGGCCACUCCAGGACCUUGAAAUGCUUCUUACGAAGCCACUCCUUCGUUGGCCGGGCGGUGUGUUUGGGAUCAUUGUCAUGCUGAAAGACCCAGCCACGUUUAAUCUUCAAUGCCCUUGCUGAUGGAAGGAGGUUUUCACUCAAAAUCUCAUGAUACAUGGCCCCAUUCAUUCUUUCCUUUACACGGAUCAGUCGUCCUGGUCCCUUUGCAGAAAAACAGCCCCAAAGCAUGAUGUUUCUACCCCCAUGCUUCACAGUAGGUAUGGUGUUCUUUGGAUGCAACUCAGCAUUCUUUGUCCUCCAAACACGACGAGUUGAGUUUUUACCAAAAGUUCUAUUUUGGUUUCAUCUGACCAUAUGACAUUCUCCCAAUCCUCUUCUGGAUCAUCCAAAUGCACUCUAGCAAACUUCAGACGGGCCUGGACAUGUACUGGCUUAAGCAGGGGGACACGUCUGGCACUGCAGGAUUUGAGUCCCUGGCGGCGUAGUGUGUUACUUAUGGUAGGCUUUGUUACUUUGGUCCCAGCUCUCUGCAGGUCAUUCACUAGGUCCCCCCGUGUGGUUCUGGGAUUUUUGCUCACCGUUCUUGUGAUCAUUUUGACCCCACGGGGUGAGAUCUUGCGUGGAGCCCCAGAUCGAGGGAGAUUAUCAGUGGUCUUGUAUGUCUUCCAUUUCCUAAUAAUUGCUCCCACAGUUGAUUUCUUCAAACCAAGCUACUUACCUAUUGCAGAUUCAGUCUUCCCAGCCUGGUGCAGGUCUACAAUUUUGUUUCUGGUGUCCUUUGACAGCUCUUUGGUCUUGGCCAUAGUGGAGUUUGGAGUGUGACUGUUUGAGGUUGUGGACAGGUGUCUUUUAUACUGAUAACAAGUUCAAACAGGUGCCAUUAAUACAGGUAACGAGUGGAGGACAGAGGAGCCUCUUAAAGAAGAAGUUACAGGUCUGUGAGAGCCAGAAAUCUUGCUUGUUUGUAGGUGACCAAAUACUUAUUUUCCACCAUAAUUUUUGCAAAAAAAUUCAUAAAUAAUCCUACAAUGUUAUUUUCUGGAAUUUUUUUCUCAAUUUGUCUGUCAUAGUUGACGUGUACCUAUGAUGAAAAUUACACGCCUCUCAUCUUUUUAAGUGGGAGAACUUGCACAAUUGGUGGCUAACUAAAUACUUUUUUUCCCCACUGUAUAUAUACGUGACUGUGACUGUAUAGAACUAUACUAUAUAUAUACAUGACUGUGUAUAACUAUACUAUAUAUAUAUAUACAUACGUGACUGUGACUGUAUAAAACUAUACUAUACUAUAUAUAUAUAUAUACACGUGACUGUGUAUAACUAUGCUAUAUAUAUACGUGACUGUGUAUAACUAUACUAUAUACAGUGAGGGAAAAAAGUAUUUGAUCCCCUGGUGAUUUUGUACGUUUGCCCACUGACAAAGACAUGAUCAGUCUAUCAUUUUAAUGGUAGGUUUAUUUGAACAGUGAGAGACAGAAUAACAACAACAAAAAAUCCAGAAAAACGCAUGUCAAAAAUGUUAUAAAUUGAUUUGGGAAAUAAGUAUUUGACCCCUCUGCAAAACAUGACUUAGUACUUGGUGGCAAAACCCUUGUUGGCAAUCACAGAGGUCAGACGUUUCUUGUAGUUGGCCACCAGGUUUGCACACAUCUCAGGAGUGAUUUUGUCCCACUCCUCUUUGCAGAUCUUCUCCAAGUCAUUAAGGUUUCGAGCCUGACGUUUGGCAACUCGAACCUUCAGCUCCCUCCACAGAUUUUCUAUGGGAUUAAGGUCUGGAGACUGGCUAGGCCACUCCAGGACCUUAAUGUGCUUCUUCUUGAGCAACUCCUUUGUUGCCUUGGCCGUGUGUUUUGGGUCAUUGUCAUGCUGGAAUACUUAUCCACGGCCCAUUUUCAAUGCCCUGGUUGAGGGAAGGAGGUUCUCACCCAAGAUUUGACGGUACAUGGCCCCGUCAAUCCCCCCUUUGAUGCGGUGAAGUUGUCCUGUCCCCUUAGCAGAAAAACAACUCCAAAGCAUAAUGUUUCCACCUCCAUGUUUGACAGUGGGGAUGGUGUUCUUGGGGUCAUAGGCAGCAUUCCUCCUCCUCCAAACACGGCGAGUUGAGUUGAUGCCAAAGAGCUCGAUUUAUCUGACCACAACACUUUUACCCAGUUCUCCUCUGAAUCAUUCAGAUGUUCAUUGGCAAACUUCAGACGGGCCUGUAUAUGUGUUUCUUGAGCAGGGGGACCUUGCGGGCGCUGCAGGAUUUCAGUCCUUCACGGCGUAGUGUGUUACCAAUUGUUUUCUUGGUGACUAUGGUCCCAGCUGCCUUGAGAUCAUUGACAAGAUCCUCCCGUGUAGUUCUGAGCUGAUUUCUCAUUGCAACUCCACGAGGUCUCCCCCUGGCCGAGGGAGAUUGACAGUUAUUUUGUGUUUCUUCCAUUUUGCAAAUAAUCGCACCAACUGUUGUCACCUUCUCACCAAGCUGCUUGGCGAUGGUCUUGUAGCCCAUUCCAGCCUUGUGUAGGUCUACAAUCUUGUCCCUGACAUCCUUGGAGAGCUCUUUGGUCUUGGCCAUGGUGGAGAGUUUGGAAUCUGAUUGAUUGAUUGCUUCUGUGGACAGGUGUCUUUUAUACAGAUAACAAGCUGAGAUUAGGAGCACUCCCUUUAAGAGUGUGCUCCUAAUCUCAGCUCGUUACCUGUAUAAAAUACACCUGGGAGCCAGAAAUCUUUCUGAUUGAGAGGAGGUCAAAUACUUAUUUCCCUCAUUAAAAUACAAAUCAAUUUAUAACAUUUUUGACAUGCGUUUUUCUGGAUUUUUUUGUUGUUAUUCUGUCUCUCACUGUUCAAAUAAACCUACCAUUAAAAGUAUAGGGGCGGCAGGUAGCUUAGUGGUUAAGAGCGUUGUGCCAGUAACCGAAAGGUCGCUGGUUCUAAUCCCCGAGCCAACUAGGUGAAAAAUCUGUCGAUGUGCCCUUGAGCAAGGCACUUAACCCUAAUUGCUCCUGUAAGUCGCUCUGGAUAAGAGCGUCUGCUAAAUAAUGUAAAAUGUAAAAUGUAUAGACUGAUCAUUUCUUUGUCAGUGGGCAAACGUACAAAAUCAGCAGGGGAUCAAAUACUUUUUUCCCUCACUGUAUAGACGUGACUGUGACUGUAUAUAACUAUACUAUACUAUAUAUAUAUACGUGACUGUGUUUGUGUGACUAUGGCUGUGUGACUGCUUGAUUUUGCUGCGGCGAUGAUAUGAGAUUAAUUUGACUGAUUUGACUGUUUUAUGCAGAAAUAAUACAGUGAUUGGUCAAAUUUGCAAGCCCUCGCAUAAUAUGCAGGGAAUUGUUGAUAUUGCAAAAAAAGUUGCGAUCCCGGAAUCCUGGAGGGGCUGAUAAUACUCUGUGUGUACAUGGGAACUCUGUGUGUACAUGGGAACUCUGUUUGUGUAUAACUCUUGGUGUGUGUGUGUAUAACUCUUGGUGUGUGUGUGUAUAACUCUUGGUGUGUGUGUGUAGAACUCUUGGUGUGUGUGUAGAACUCUUGGUGUGUAUAACUCUUGGUGUGUGUGUAUAACUCUUGGUGUGUGUGUAUAACUCUUGGUGUGUGUGUAUAACUCUUGGUGUGUGUGUAUAACUAUUGGUGUGUAUGUGUGUAUAACUCUUGGUGUGUGUGUAUAACUCUUGGUGUGUAUGUGUGUAUAACUAUUGGUGUGUGUGUGUAUAACUCUUGGUGUGUGUGUAUAACUCUUGGUGUGUGUGUGCGUAACUUUUGGUGUGUGUGUAUAACUCUUGGUGUGUGUGUGUGUAUAACUCUUGGUGUGUGUGUAACUCUAUUUGUCCCCUCCCAGGCGGACUGGAGACAUGACCCAUCAUCUCUGCCUCCAGGCUGGCCCACAGCAGGCAACAUAGACAUCAGAGGGUUUGGUCUGAGAUACAGAGAGGACCAGGAACUGGCCGUACGCAACAUCACCGUAGCCAUCCACGGAGGAGAGAAGGUAUGUGAUGGUGGGGGCUGUGUAACAGGAGUGAUCAGGCUGUGUAACAGGAAUGAUUAGGCUGUGUAACAGGAAUGAUUAGGCUGUGUAACAGGAGUGAUUAGGCUGUGUAACAGGAGGGAUUAGGCUGUGUAACAGGAGGGAUCAGGCUGUGUAACAGGAGUGAUCAGGCUGUGUAACAGGAAGGAUCAGGCUGAGUAACAGGAGGGAUCAGGCUGAGUAACAGAAGGGAUCAGGCUGUGUAACAGGAGGGAUCAGGCUGUGUAACAGGAGGGAUCAGGCUGAGUAACAGGAGUGAUCAGGCUGUGUAACAGGAGGGAUCAGGCUGUGUAACAGGAGGGAUCAGGCUGUGUAACAGGAAUGAUUAGGCUGUGUAACAGGAGUGAACAUGUGAAUAAAUAUGAUUCAUACUGUUGCAAAAUCCGAAACCAAGAGAGUUAGCUUGUUAGCCUUAAGCCGAUGUCACAUGAAGCAAUCUGGACGCCAUUUAUGUUGCUUGAAACAAAGUUGCAUCUGGGUUGCUCAGUGUGUCACCCCCAUAAAAAUUGCUUGCAAUUUAGUUGCAUUGCAUCGCAAGAGAUAGAUAUCAAUCCUAUUUCACACAACUAACUAUAUGCAAUGUCCAAUCAGUGAGCAGACAACAGUUUAAAUAACUCGACAUAUCGUUCUGUACGGAAGUCUGACCUAGUUGUCAUGUUUACACAGCUGUCAGUGCAGCUGCAAACCACGACAAAACAGACAUGCGAAAUGGGAAAUGUAAAAACUAUUCUAGACUUCCUACCUAGUCGUGGUUUAUGUACAUGGUCUGGCAGUCAAUAAAUGUCAUUUUAAAAGUGAACCCAGACCUUUCUCUGUCCAGUUUCAACUGCAAUUGUCCAACAUGACUGCACUAGCUAGCUAGCUAACGUUCGCUAGCUUAGCUCGUCGCUAGCUUGGUAAAACAUGGUUGGCAAAUAUGUAAUAUUUUGUCUAGCUAGCUAAUUUGUACAGCCAGCAUUUAGUCUACAUCGAUGCUGUUACAAUUACCAAACGUUUGGAUAAACCAAUAAUUUAUGAAACCGUGAUGUAUGACAUGAUUGAAUGUUGCAUGCAAUUUCAAUUGCGUUUUAAUUGCUUCGUGUAUCAGCAAAGUUGCUUGAGAUGAUGUCACUUGCAAUUUGCAACAGAAAUUGCGUCCAAAUAGCUUUGUGUGACACAGGCUUUAACCGUAAGGGGGAAAACGGUUGCAUACCAGCCACGUAGGGGUUCAUGGAUGGAUGCCAUCAUUGUGAGGAAAAUAUCAUUUUUAUUUUACAUUUUAGUCAUUUAGCAGACGCUCUUAUCCAGAGCGACUUACAGUUAGUGAGUGCAUACAUUUUUCAUACUGAGCAUGGAUGCUUUGCUGUGGCUGUUCUUCUUCAUCGGUGGCACUAUCGUAGCUAUCCAGUAUGCAACUCUGCAUGCCCAGCUAGUGUUAGCAUGGUGGCUAAGUGUGACAUGUUUUCUUUUGAGAAAUGCUAACUGUCCACUGGCUUAGUAAUGACAGUCGUUCACUAUUGUGUUCCAGGUGGGUAUAGCAGGUUGUACAGGAGCAGGGUAGUGACUGUGUUGAUGAUGUUGUUGUUCCUGGUGGGUAUAGUAGGUCGUACAGGAGCAUGGUAGUGACUGUUGUUGUUGAUGUUGUUGUUGUUGUUGUUCCUGGUGGGUAUAUAGGUCGUACAGGGCAGGGUCGUGCCUGUGUUGUUGAUGUGUUGUUCUGGUGGGUAUGUAGGUCGUACAGGAGCAGGGUAGUGCCUGUUGUUGUUGAUGGUGUUGUUCCUGGUGGUUUAUUAGUAGGUCCGUACAGGCAGCAGGGUAGUGACUGUUGUUGUGUGGUUGUUGUCCUGGUGGGUAUAGUAGGUUACAGGAGCAGGUAGUGACUGUGUGUGUUGUUGUGUGUUGUUCCGGUGGGUAUAGUAGGUCGUACAGGAGCAGGUAGUGCUGUUGUUGUUGAUGUUGUUGUUGUUGUGUUCCUGGUGGGUAUAGUAGGUCGUACAGGAGCAGGGUAGUGACUGUUGUGAUUGUUGAUGAUGUUUUGUUGUUGUUGUUGUUCCUGGUGGGUAUAGUAGGUCGUACAGGAGCAGGGUAGUGCCUGUUGUUGAGAUGUUGUUGUUGUUGUUCCUGGUGGGUAUAGUAGGUCGUACAGGAGCAGGGUAGUGCCUGUUGUUGUUGAUGUUGUUGUUGUUCCUGGUGGGUAUAGUAGGUGGUACAGGAGCAGGGUAGUGACUGUUGUUGUUGGUGUUGUUGUUCCUGGUGGUUAUAGUAGGUCGUACAGGAGCAGGGUAGUGCCUGUUGUUGAAGUGUUGAAGAGUUGGUAUGUUUUGUUGUUCCUGUUGGGGUAUAGUAGGUUGUACAGGAGAGCAGGGUAGUGCCUGUUGGUUGUUGAUGUUUGUUGUUGUUCCUGGUGGGUAUAGUUAGGUGGUACAGGAAGCCAGGGGUAUAGUGACCUGUUGUUUGUUUGUGUGUUGUUCCAAUGGUGGGGAUAUAGUAGGUCGUACAGGAGAGCGUAGUGACUGUUGUUGGUUUGAUUGUUGUUUGUUGUUUGUUCCUGGUGGGUAUAGAUAGGGUCAUACAGGAGCAGGGUAGAGUGACUGUUUGUUGGUUGAUGUUGUUGUUGUUGUUGUUGUUCCAGGUGGGUAUAGUAGGUCGUACAGGAGCAGGGAAGUCGUCUCUGACUCUAGGAUUGUUCCGCAUCAUCGAGGCGUGUGAGGGAGAGAUUCAUAUAGACGGAGUUAACAUCGCUACGCUGGGCCUACAUGAGCUACGCUCCAGGAUCACCAUCAUACCUCAGGUACACACCCACCUGCCCAUGCAUACACACAGACUCAAACUAACCCACACUCUUUUGCACAAAUGCCAUAUUUAAAACAUCUUUAUUUUCCCCCUCUUUCCAUCUCUCCCCCUCUUCCCCACCCCCACUCUUCCACUCGCCCCCACAUCCUCUCUGUCCCUCACCCAUCUCCCUCCCCCUUUCUCUCUCUCUCCUCUCUCCCCCCUCCUCUCUCCCCCCUCCUCUCUCCCUCUCUCCCCCCUCCUCUCUCCCUCUCUCCCCCCUCCUCUCUCCCUCCUCUCUCCCCCCUCCUCUCUCUCUCUCUCUCGCUCCUCUCUCUCCCUCUCCCUCUCUCCCCCCUCCUCUCUCUCUCUCUCCCCCCUCCCCCCUCCAGGACCCAGUGUUGUUCUCCGGCUCUCUGAGGAUGAAUCUGGACCCCUUCGAUGGCUACUCUGAUGAGGAGGUGUGGAGAGCCCUGGAGCUCUCCCAUCUCAAGAGCUUUGUGUCGGGCCUGCCGGACAAACUCAACCACGAGUGUUCAGAGGGAGGAGAGAACCUCAGGUACACAAGGCUACAUAGUACUACACACACCAUGCAUAGUACUACAUACACCAUCCAUAGUACUACAUGCACCAUCCAUAGUACUACAUACACCAUCCAUAGUACUACAUACACCAUACAUAGUACUACAUACACCAUACAUAGUACUACAUACACCAUCCAUAGUACUGCAUACACCAUCCAUAGUACUACAUACACCAUCCAUAGUACUACAUACACCAUCCAUAGUACUACAUACACCAUCCAUAGUACUACAUACACCAUCCAUAGUACUACAUACACCAUCCAUAGUACUGCAUACACCAUCCAUAGUACUGCAUACACCAUCCAUAGUACUACAUACACCAUCCAUAGUACUACAUACACCAUCCAUAGGCCUACAUACACCAUCCAUCACCAUCCUGGUACAUACACCAUUCAUAGUCCUACAUCACUUACCUACACAGUCUUUCUUACUCGUCCUUCUCACUCCUUCUCUCUCUCUUCCUCUCUCUCUCUCACGUCUCUGUCUCUCUUUCUCUUCUCUCUGCUCUUCUUCUUCCUUUCUCUUUCUCGUCUCUCUCAUCUCUCUCUCUUCUCCUUUCUUCUACUUCCUCUCUCAUCCCUCUCUCUCUCCUUCUCAUCUCUCUCUCUCCUUCCAUCUCUCUCUCUCUCCUCUUAUUAACAUCUCUCUCUCCCUCUCUCCUCUCUCAUCCUUCUCUUCUCUCUCUCUCUCUCCUGUCUUAUUAACAUCUUCUCUCUCUCCCUCUCUCCAGUCUGGGUCAGCGCCAGCUGGUGUGUCUGGCCCGAGCCCUCCUGAGGAAGACUAAGAUCCUGGUUCUGGAUGAGGCCACAGCUGCUGUGGACCUGGAGACAGACAACCUGAUCCAGUCCACCAUCAGAACUCAGUUUGAUGACUGCACUGUCCUGACCAUCGCACACAGACUCAAUACUAUCAUGGACUUACACCAGGUAAUAUACAGUUCUAUAUGAAAACACACACACAUUCUCUCCAUCUCUCUCUCUCUCUCAUCUCUCUCUCUCUCUCUCGCAUCCUCUCUCUCUCAUCCCUCUCUCUCAUCCCUCUCUCUCUCAUAUCUCUCUCUCUCGCUCUCUUAUCUCUCUCAUCUCUCUCUCUCUCAUCUCAUCUCUCUCUCAUCUCAUCUCAUCUCUCUCAUCUCAUCUCUCUCGCUCUCAUCUCUCUCGCUCUCUCUCGCUCUCUCUCGCUCUCUCAUCUCUCUCAUCUCUCUCUCAUCUCAUCUCUCUCGCUCUAAUCUCUCUCGCUCUCUAUCGCUCUCUAUCCUCUCUCAUAUCGCUCUCUCUUCUCAGAUCUCUCUCCUCUCUCUCUCUAUCUCCUCAAUAGAUCUCCUCUCCUCUUACCUCCUCAGAGUGCGAGUCUGGAUAAAGGGGAGAUGGCUGAGUUUGACUCUCCCUCCACUCUCAUCACCAAGAGAGGAUUUCUACAAGAUGGCUAAAGACUCUGGACUGGUCUGAGGGGCGGACGGGAGAGGACAGGAGCUUAAAGACUACAUCCCUUCUUACAGAGCACUCCUCCUCCGAUCCCCUGACCGGGAGGCUGUGCAGGGAAGAGGUAGCAGCGAGAGAGUUUCUAAGGAUUUCAAUGUUUCUGACUGUUAAGUGUGUGCAAAUUAUGGGAGCACUCUACCUCCACUUCUUCCCCCAUCCUUCCACCCCUCCCUCUCCCUACUACAGAAUGUGUAAAGGAUUCACUCCACUGAACCUGAUGCUGCUGCUUCUCCAGGACAAAUCCCUUCCAACAACUGUUACUGUUUCUCCAACACUCUGUUUCUUCAACUCUCCUUAAACGGGCGUCUGGAUGUUUUCAAGAUUCCCUUCAUCUUGCAGAAUUUAUCCGCUCCGGUUUGCCGUUGUGGGAAGUCGGAUGUUCGGUCAGAAGGCCAUC
Coregonus sp. 'balchen' is the source of this 14822-nucleotide messenger RNA. The record is from the annotation of a GenBank genome assembly. Lineage: Eukaryota; Metazoa; Chordata; Actinopteri; Salmoniformes; Salmonidae.